Funneliformis mosseae is the source of this 1734-nucleotide messenger RNA. NCBI's taxonomy places the organism in Eukaryota, Fungi, Glomeromycota, Glomeromycetes, Glomerales, Glomeraceae. The record is from the annotation of a GenBank genome assembly.
AUGGAUGAUGUCAACUUAUCAGACUUUGUUCCCGUCAUCAGGCAAAUACUUUAUGAUUCAAAUCUUGAUUCAAUUACUGCUAGGGAAGUACGACGGGAGCUGGAAAAGAAGUAUGAUUUAGAUCUUACACCUCGCAAGCAAGAAGUACAACGUCUCGUUGAACAGUGUUUUGAUGAUUUAAGUAAUUCUGAUGAAAUAUAUGAACCAGUAGAAUUCAAAUCGCCUAAAAAACAAAAGAAACAUAGCAAUCAUUCUGAAGAAAAAACGAAAAAAUCAUCUGAUAAAUCUUCAAGGAAAAUUCUUAAAACUAAAGGUAGGCCUUCUAAAACGCAAGUUAAAACUCAAGAAUCCGAUUAUUAUUCGUCCCUGGAGGACGAUUUCCCACCACAAAAAAAGAGACGUGGUCGGAAACCAAAAGUUUCUUCGAAAGUAGAAUCAUCUGAUGCUGAAUACGAAAAGAGAUUUGAGGAAGAAUUGAAUGGAGCGAAUGUGAAAAAAUCAAAAGCAAGAAAUAGUGGUUCCACCACUAAAAAGAAAUCGAGUAAACGAAAAAAGAGGGACGAGGAAGAACAGGACGGUGAAGAACCAAAGAAAAGAAAAAAAGGCAAUACCGGAAUCCAUAAGCCUUUGAUAUUAAGUCAGGUUUUGGCAGAAUUUUUACAAGCCGAGGAGAUGUCACGACUUGAAGUAGUUAAACGUCUUUGGGCAUAUAUCAAGGAAAAUGAGCUCCAGGAUCCCUCUGAUAAGCGAUUUAUCGUUUGUGAUGAUAGAUUAAUGACCAUAUUUAACCAGGAUAGAAUCCAUAGUUUUACAAUGAAUAAAUUUUUGACAGUUCACCUAAAAAAGAAAGAAAUAUCAUCCGAUGGAAAUGUUAAAAAUAUCAAUGGAACAUCUAAAAAUUAUCGUAAAAAUGAAACUUCGAGUAGUGUAAGUGGAUAUAAUGACGAUGACGAUGAUGAUCAAGUUAAAAUAGAACCACAGGAUUAUGUUAAGGUUAAAACGGAAUCCAAGGAGGAUUAUGUGAAGGUAAAAACGGAACCCAAGGAGGAUUAUGUUAAGGUUAAAAUGGAACCUCAGGAGUAUGAUGUUAAGGUGAAAAUGGAACCUCAGGAGUAUGAUGUUAAGUCGAAGAAAGGGUUAUCCGUGGCAGAAAAACGCAUAAGGCUUGAAGCAUUAUUUCACGAAACGAAGAACUUUUAUCAACUCAAAGAGUUGGAAAAAAUCGCCCCAAAGAUGAAAGGGAUCGUUUCGCAAUCAGUGAAAGACAUUCUGCAAAGUUUAGUAGAUGACGAUCUUGUAACGACGGAUAAGAUUGGUACCUCAAAUUACUAUUGGUCGUUUCCAAGUUGUGCUCUUCAAUCGCGCACAGUUAAGAUUGAAGGGCUUACUCAGGAACUCCAAAAACUUAAAGCAAAAAAUGUUGAAUUACAAUCAAGUAUUGAGUUAGCAUAUGGUGGACGCGAAACCACUGAUGAUCGAGCUAUAUUGUUGAAAAAGGUAGCAGAAGUGGAGAUGAUUACCAAAAAGUAUCAAGAAGAAUUGGCACAUUAUCGAGAAUGUGAUCCCGCACUUUUGGAUGCUAAGGAAAAGCACGGCGAGCUUGCAUUGGAAUGCGGUAAUCGUUGGACAGAAAAUAUCUUUAUACUCCAAUCUUAUUGCUCCAAUAAGUUCAAUAUUGAACGUGCCGAUUUCAACCAACAAUUUGGAAUCCCGGAGGAUUUCGAUACAUUGUAA